This is a messenger RNA of Trichoderma gamsii, 2709 nucleotides long. RefSeq names its product 26S proteasome regulatory subunit rpn-1. The transcript has 4 exons. Lineage: Eukaryota; Fungi; Ascomycota; Sordariomycetes; Hypocreales; Hypocreaceae. Gene Ontology annotation, molecular function: enzyme regulator activity. The record is from RefSeq and is a predicted model, not a curated record. Gene Ontology annotation, biological process: regulation of protein catabolic process; proteasome-mediated ubiquitin-dependent protein catabolic process. Gene Ontology annotation, cellular component: nucleus; proteasome complex; proteasome regulatory particle, base subcomplex. The coding region runs from base 1 to 2709 and encodes 902 amino acids.
AUGGCCCAGGACAGCGAUUUGCCAAAGCCGGCGGCGGCCGCGGACAAGGGCAAGGGCAAGGCCGUAGAUGAUCCCAAGGCCGAGAAGACUGCUGCCGACGGCAAGAAGGAAGAUGAUAAGAAAGAUGCGACCGAAGAGGAGCUCAGUGAAGAGGACCAGCAGCUCAAGAGCGAGCUGGACAUGAUGGUAGAGCGUUUAACAGAAUCCGACAGCAACCUUUACAAAUCCGCCCUUGAGAUGAUGAAGAGCGCCAUCAAGACUUCCACAUCGUCAAUGACAGCAGUACCGAAGCCGCUGAAGUUUCUACGACCGCACUACGAGACCCUAACCAAGCUCUACGAGGAGUGGCCCAACGACGAGAACAAGGUCUCACUGGCGGACGUCCUGUCCGUUAUUGGCAUGACCUUCUCCGAUGAGGAUAGACAAGACACACUCAAGUACCGACUUUUGGCUCCCACAACUGACAUUGGUUCAUGGGGUCACGAAUAUGUCCGGCACUUGGCCCUCGAAAUCGGAGAGGUGUACAGCAAACGCAUCACGGCUGACGAGCCCACAGCGGAUCUUAUCGACCUGGCGUUGGUCUUGGUACCUCUCUUCAUCAAGAGCAACCAGGAAGCUGACGCAGUGGACCUGAUGAGCGAGCUGGAAAUCAUCGAGAAGAUGAACGAGUUCGUUGAUGAGAACACCUACCCCAGAGUGUGCUUGUACAUGGUCACCAUGGUGAACCUGUUGACUUAUCCCGACAACGAGACUUUCCUCCGUGUCGCCCACGAUAUCUACAUCAACCAUAAGCAAUUCGCUCAGGCAGUUAUUCUUGCCAUUCGAUUACAUGAUAUCGACUUGGUGCAGGAAGAUUUCGACAAGGCAGAGGAUCCCGUAUUGAAGAAACAGCUGGCGUUUCUGAUUUCACGCCAGAGGAUCAUCUUGCCAAUGAUUAACGAAGGCGAGGGCGACGACCCGGAGCUGUUUGAAUGUCUUCAUAACAUUAAGUUGUCUGAUCACUUCAAAGCUCUGGGUAAGGAGCUGAACAUCCUCGACCCCAAGACUACCGAAGAUAUCUACAAGAGCCACUUGGAGAGCAGCCGCGUAGCCGGUAUGACCAACCUGGACUCUGCUAGACACAAUCUUGCUGCUGCCUUUGUCAACGCUUUUGUCAACGCUGGAUUCGGAAACGACAAGAUGAUGCUUGUCGAGAGCCAGAAGGAGGCUUGGGUGUGGAAGACCAAGGGAGAGGGUAUGAUGUCAACUGUUGCCUCUCUUGGCACUUUGUUGAUGUGGGAUAUUGAGAAUGGUCUGGACAGCAUUGAUCGGUACACAUACGCUUCGGAGCCAGAGAUUACCGCUGGAGCCAUGCUUGCCAUUGGUAUCAUGAACUCUGGUGUUCGGAUAGAAUCCGAGCCUACUAUCGCGCUCCUGGGCGAUGCCGACAAGCUCCACAACGAUAAUCCUCUGAUUCGAACUGCCUGUUUGAUGGGUCUUGGAUUGGCUUAUGCCGGCUCUAGUAAGGACGAGGUUAUUGAGCUGCUCAUGCCCAUGAUUGCAGAUUCUACCCAGGAUAUGCAAAUCUCUGCCAUGGCUGCAUUGGCAUGUGGUCUUAUUGCCAUUGGCACAUCUCACCCCGAAGUCAGCGAAGCUAUUAUAACGACUUUGAUGGAUGACGAGCGAAAGAGCCAGUUGACUGACAAAUGGACAAGAUUCUUGGGUCUGGGCCUGGGCCUGCUUUUCUUUGGCCGACAAGAAGAGGUGGAUGUUAUCCUGGAGACACUCAAAGCCGUGGACCACCCCAUGGCCAAGCCGACCGCGGUCUUGGCUGAGAUUUGUGCUUGGGCUGGUACUGGUGCCGUUCUGAAGAUCCAGGAGCUGCUGCACAUCUGCAAUGAGCACCAGGAAGAAUCGGAAGAUAAGAAGGGCGAUGAACUGUUGCAAGCAUAUGCUGUUUUGGGUAUUGCGCUUGUGGCUAUGGGCGAGGAAGUUGGACAGGAGAUGGUUCUCAGACAAUUCGGCCACCUUAUGCACUAUGGUGAACCCAACAUUCGGAAGGCUGUUCCCCUGGCAAUGGGCCUGAUCAGCCCAAGCAACCCACAGAUGAAGGUUUACGAUACGCUUUCAAGGUAUAGUCACGAUAACGAUCCUGAAGUCGCCAUCAACGCCAUCUUCGCCAUGGGUCUGCUGGGCGCUGGCACUAACAACGCUCGAUUGGCCCAGCUGCUUCGACAGCUCGCAAGCUACUACCACAGAGAUCAGGAUGCGCUAUUCAUGGUGCGCAUCGCACAGGGUCUCCUGCACCUGGGCAAGGGAACACUCUCCCUGAACCCCUUCCACUCUGACAGACAGGUGCUCUCCCCUGUCUCGACGGCUGGUCUCCUGGCUACAAUGGUGGCUAUGCUUGACCCCAAAGACUUCAUCACCUCAAACUCGCACUAUCUUCUCUACUUCCUUGUGCCUGCCAUGCAUCCUAGAUUCCUUGUCACUGUCGAUGAGAAAUUGAACCCCCUGAAGGUCAAUGUCCGGGUUGGUCAGGCAGUAGAUGUUGUUGGCCAGGCUGGUCGACCGAAGACGAUUACGGGAUGGCAGACACAGAGCACACCCGUGCUGCUGAGUUAUGGUGACCGAGCAGAGUUGGAAGACGAGGAGUACAUUAGCCUUACCAAUACUUUGGAGGGCCUGGUGAUUCUGCGAAAGAAUCCCGAAUGGCAGGCAGAGCAGUAA